Messenger RNA from Orussus abietinus, 3351 nucleotides. RefSeq names its product kazrin (gene Liprin-gamma). Gene Ontology annotation, molecular function: protein binding. Bases 48 to 3335 code for a protein of 1095 amino acids. The record is from RefSeq and is a predicted model, not a curated record. The transcript is spliced from 14 exons. Lineage: Eukaryota; Metazoa; Arthropoda; Insecta; Hymenoptera; Orussidae.
UUCACGCCGUCGAAGAUGACGUCGCAGCGCACCCCACCUUGGCCUUGAUGCGACGCAUCCUUGCAGAUGCACAGGCUAAACUUCGCGUAAUGGUGGAGGAGAACGCAGCAACGGGGGCCCGGCUGGACGGGGAGCUGGAACGGGCCCGGGGCGAGUGCGCCUCCCUCAGGGGUGAACUGCGCGACGUCCGCGGGGCUCUGGUCCUGAACAGCAACGCCGGGGGUGGCCUCAGCAACUCUUCGACCUCCAGCGGCAGCAACGUCGCCCCUCAGGACGCCGAAGCCCAUCCACAGGAAGACGCCAAACGACUCAGCGCUGGCAGCAGCCCCGUCGAGAAGCGCAGCUCCGCUAGCGAUAAAUCCGCCAGCCCCGUUGAUAAGAGGACCAGCCCCAUCGAUAGGAGAGCCAGCCCUAUAGAGAGGCGUAAUGGAUCACCGUGUCCAAGUCCCAGCGAGAAAACUAGACGUCCCUAUGCCCAAGCCCUGGAGAAGACGCGUUUGGGCGGUUCCGGGGGCAGUGUCGACUCCAGAUCGGGCAGCGCCAGUCCUGAUCGGGGAUUCUCCGCCAGGACAGGAUUUCUGCACCGAACCGGUAGCGAUCGGUCCAGCAUCGAAAGACUUCGGGUGUCAACGAGGGACUCCACCAGGUCGUCCAAGGAUUCCACGGAUCGCGAUGCCAAGGACCUGGUGGACGGCGACCCGCGCCCCGACGAUGACGAACCGCCGGGCCCGGCGCCCGGCAGCAGACCGUCUUCACCUGCUAACUCUCUUGGAAUAAUUGGCGACCCAGUGGUGGCGUCUCGACUCUCCAACAUUCACGGAGGUGGUGGAGGUUCCGUGGAGCUGGCAAGUGCGAGGAGACUGCGACUAGAAAACGAACGCCUCGUAGCCGAGGUCGCAAGGCUGAGGAGGUUGCUGCUGAGCGGAGCAGCACGAGGGGAAGUCGGCAGCGAGGAUGCGGCUCUCGAAGAAGAGGCUCGAGUAGUCGCCCUUGAGAUGGAGCUCCAACACGCAAGGGAAGCUCUGCAAGCCCUUAAAGCCGACAGAAAGAGGCUCAAGGCCGAGAAGUUCGAUCUCCUGAACCAAAUGAAGGCUCUCUACGGGACUCUAGAGGACAAGGAACGCGAACUUCGAGACUUCAUCCGUAACUACGAACAGCGGAUGCGGGAGAACGAGGCGACCCUGGGAUGUCUUCAGCAGCAGGGAGCCAACCUGCCCUCCGAGGAGCGAGAGCGAGAGCGGGAGAGAGAACGAUGGAGCUUGCUGAGAGCCGCCAGGGACGAGGCAGAUCGAAGUCUCAGCCUCGCUGCCAGCCUGGCCGACAAGGAAGCAGCGCUCUCGCACGCCCACGCAACCAUAAAAGAGUUGCAGCGUCAGCUAGCCGAAAGGGGCGGCGGAGUUUGUCUGAGCGACCAAGAGUCCCUUGUGUCAUUUCCACGGGGCAGCGUCAACGGGGUAGCGACUCCUGGUGCCGGGAGCAACAGCGGAGGUGGUGGAGGGAGCGGCGGGAUGAUUCCUCAUCUCGGAUCCCAACAAGGUCCAGGAAGCACCGAGCUGAGUGCAACCAUCAACGUCGGCGGGAACCAGGUUUCGGGUCCGACCAGUGGCCAAGCUGGUGAUCGUGGGAGCUGUAGUGCCGAUAGUGGGGUCCGUGGAUCCAGCGAUCGCGAAAGUGGAGGCGCCACCAGCGUUGGUGGGAAUCUCUCGGACUCCACGACGGAUGGCACGCCUACUAUUACGGUCGAGGGGAGCGGGCUCGACGUGGACAGCAUCUCCGUGGUUUCCUCGGUUGCACCGCCCCACAUGUACCAAUCUGCCACCACGCCGAAGGACUGCAGCCCCACGUUGUCUCCUCUGAACGCGUUCUCCAGAUCCAUGGACAACUCCUCCUUGUCCAGAUCGGUGGAACAAUUGUCCAGUCCCCUGGAGAAUGAACCAAGGCGCAACAAGCAACCUCCACCUGUAGUUGCACCUGCAGCUCACUCGAGAUCUUCGGCUACUCGCGGCGGCACCUGGGGGUCCAUCUCGAGAGUGUUCGCGAGAUCGCGACAUCGAAAAGGCGUGAUCAGCUCCGGAAGUGGCGGAAACGAAGGGCAGGAUGGGUUCGACCCGUACAGGUCCUGGUCUCCACUUACCGAGGAAGGGUAUGCAGAGAAACUGCGACUGCUCAGAGAAGCAGCAUCAGUUCCCAUGGAGAGAUGGAGAGCCCCGACGGUCCUGGCCUGGUUGGAGGUGGCCCUAGGAAUGCCGCAAUAUGGACCACGGUGUGCGGAAAAUGUCAAGUCCGGAAAGGUCCUGCUGGAGCUGAGCGACAGCGAGCUGGAGGCGGGUCUAGGAGUGACGCAUCCUCUUCACAGGAAGAAAUUGAAGUUGGCCAUCGAGGAGCACAGACACCCGAGCUUGGUUAGAUAUCCGUGCAUCUCCCAGCUGGGACACACUUGGGUCAGCUCGGAGUGGCUCCCAGAUCUAGGACUGGCUCAAUACUCCGAAAGCUUCGCCACCAAUAUGGUGGACGCGCGGAUGCUAGACCACCUCAACAAGAAGGAGCUCGAGAAACUGCUGGGUGUCACCAGGAAGUUCCAUCAGGCUAGCAUCGUCCACGGCAUACACCUGUUGCGGAUGCUCAAUUACGAUCGCCAGGCCCUCGCCGUUAGGAGACAUCAAUGCGAGAAGGUCGACGCCGAUCCUCUGGUCUGGACCAACCAGAGAUUCAUCAAGUGGGCACGCAACAUCGACCUCACCGAAUAUGCGGAGAACCUGAAAGACUCGGGAGUGCACGGUGCUCUCGUGGUCCUUGAACCCUCUUUUACGGGCGACACGAUGGCCACGGCCCUCGGGAUCCCCCCAGCCAAGCACAUGAUUCGACGACACUUGUCCGCGGAAUUGGAAGCUCUGGUUACCCCAGCAAGAAGUCAGCUGGAGGUGGUGCCCAGGAACGGCGCAGGAGGUCGACCCAUCAGCAGCGUGAGCGCCGGAGGAAGUCUCGGUCGUGGGAGCCGGGCCCUGCACCUCCAGCAUCACCAGAGCUCGCUCUCGGCCCUCCACAUGGCCGCCAAUCACGGCACCACGGUCGACCGUCGCCGGUCCAGUCUCAGGGGAUCACUGAGCAGAGCUUUGGGGCUUCGUCCGAGAAGCGAGAAGGCGUCGCCGUCGUCUUCUUCGGACACCGGAAGCCUCGUGAGCCAGUGCCAGUACAUGAGCAGCAUCAGGAGCAACUCACCGCCGCCUCCGCAGCUUCCCCCGAGACCCUCGACUUCCGGCAAGAGACAUCGACGUGUCAAGAGCAUAGGCGACAUAGAGUACAUGAGCAGUGCAGCUGUGAGCACGCCUGUCUGACAAGAGGGAAGGGCCC